This is a messenger RNA of Prionailurus viverrinus (fishing cat), 9408 nucleotides long. It is a transcript of the gene CHD5, whose product is annotated as chromodomain helicase DNA binding protein 5. The transcript has 43 exons. NCBI's taxonomy places the organism in Eukaryota, Metazoa, Chordata, Mammalia, Carnivora, Felidae. Gene Ontology annotation, molecular function: histone binding; chromatin binding; DNA binding. Gene Ontology annotation, biological process: chromatin remodeling; negative regulation of transcription by RNA polymerase II. The record is from RefSeq and is a predicted model, not a curated record. Gene Ontology annotation, cellular component: chromatin; NuRD complex; nucleus. Bases 71 to 5914 code for a protein of 1947 amino acids.
CACGGGUUAAGGCUGGCACCGCGCCCGGCGGGAGGGGGGGCGCCCACCUCCCCUCCCCCCCGCGCCGGGCAUGCGGGGCCCGCUGGGCACCGAGGAGGAGCUGCCGCGGCUGUUCGCGGACGAGAUGGAGAACGAGGACGAGAUGUCAGAAGAAGAAGAUGGUCUUGGGGGCUUCGAUGACUGCUUCCCUGAGGAGCCUGUGGGCCUUCCCAAGAAGAAGAAAUCCAAGAAGCUCAAGGAGAACAGGUCCAAAGGGAAACGGAAGAAGAAGGAGGGGAGCAAUGACGAGCUGACGGAAAAUGAAGAAGAUCUGGAAGAGAAGUCGGAGAGUGAGGGCAGUGACUACUCCCCUAAUAAGAAGAAGAAAAAGAAACUCAAGGACAAGAAGGAGAAAAAAGCCAAGCGAAAGAGGAAAGAUGAUGACGAGGAUGAUAACGAUGAUGGGUGCCUGAAGGAGCCCAAGUCCUCGGGGCAGCUCAUGGCCGAGUGGGGCCUGGACGAUGUGGAGUACCUGUUCUCAGAGGCCGACUACCACACACUGACCAACUACAAGGCCUUCAGUCAGUUCCUCAGGCCGCUCAUUGCCAAGAAGAACCCGAAGAUCCCCAUGUCCAAAAUGAUGACCGUCCUGGGUGCCAAGUGGCGGGAAUUCAGCGCCAACAACCCUUUCAAGGGCAGCUCGGCAGCGGCUGCCGCGGCAGCAGUGGCCGCGGCCGUGGAGACAGUCACCAUCGCCCCUCCGCUGGCUGUCAGCCCCCAGCAGGCACCCCAGCCUGUACCUAUCCGCAAGGCCAAGACCAAGGAGGGCAAGGGGCCAGGAGUGAGGAAGAAGAUCAAAGCCUCCAAGGACUCGAAGAAAAAGGGCAAAGGGAGAAAGGUAGCCGGGCUCAAGUUCCGCUUUGGAGGGAUCAGCAACAAGAGGAAGAAAGGCUCCUCGAGCGAGGAAGAUGAGCGGGAGGAGUCGGACUUCGACAGCGCCAGCAUCCACAGCUCCUCCGUGCGCUCCGAGGGCUCGGCAGCCCUGGGGAAGAAAAGCAAGAGGCGGCGCAAGAAGAGGAGGAUUGACGAUGGUGAUGGCUAUGAGACGGACCACCAGGACUACUGUGAGGUGUGCCAGCAGGGCGGGGAGAUCAUCCUGUGCGACACCUGCCCGCGGGCCUACCACCUAGUCUGCCUCGACCCAGAGCUGGAGAAGGCUCCGGAGGGCAAGUGGAGCUGUCCUCACUGUGAAAAGGAGGGGAUCCAGUGGGAGCCGAAGGACGACGAGGACGACGAGGAGGAGGGCGGCUGCGAGGAGGAGGAGGACGACCACAUGGAGUUCUGCCGCGUGUGCAAAGACGGCGGCGAACUGCUCUGCUGCGACGCCUGCCCGUCCUCCUACCACCUGCAUUGCCUCAACCCGCCGCUGCCCGAGAUCCCAAACGGUGAAUGGCUCUGCCCGCGCUGUACUUGUCCCCCACUGAAGGGCAAAGUCCAGCGGAUCCUGCACUGGAGGUGGACGGAGCCCCCGGCUCCCUUCAUGGUGGGGCUGCCGGGGCCCGACGUGGAGCCCGGUGUCCCCCCACCGAAGCCCCUGGAGGGCAUUCCGGAGAGGGAGUUCUUUGUCAAGUGGGCUGGACUCUCCUACUGGCACUGCUCCUGGGUGAAAGAGUUACAGCUGGAGCUGUACCACACGGUGAUGUAUCGCAACUACCAAAGAAAGAACGACAUGGAUGAGCCGCCGCCCUUUGACUACGGCUCUGGCGACGAGGACGGCAAAAGCGAGAAGAGGAAGAACAAGGACCCCCUCUAUGCCAAGAUGGAGGAGCGCUUCUACCGCUACGGCAUCAAGCCCGAGUGGAUGAUGAUCCACCGUAUCCUGAACCACAGCUUCGACAAGAAGGGGGACGUGCACUACCUGAUCAAGUGGAAAGACCUGCCCUAUGACCAGUGCACCUGGGAGAUCGACGACAUCGACAUCCCCUAUUACGACAACCUGAAGCAGGCCUACUGGGGUCACAGGGAGCUGAUGCUGGGUGAGGAUGCCAGGCUGCCCAAGAGGCUGGUCAAGAAGGGCAAGAAGCCAAAGGAGGAUAAACAGAAGCCGCCAGACACACCCAUCGUGGAUCCCACGGUCAAGUUUGACAAGCAGCCUUGGUACAUUGACUCCACGGGUGGCACACUGCACCCGUACCAGCUGGAGGGCCUCAACUGGCUGCGCUUCUCCUGGGCCCAGGGCACGGACACCAUCCUGGCCGACGAGAUGGGCCUGGGCAAGACUGUGCAGACCAUCGUCUUCCUCUACUCCCUGUACAAGGAGGGGCACUCCAAGGGGCCCUACCUGGUCAGCGCGCCCCUGUCCACCAUCAUCAACUGGGAGCGGGAGUUUGAGAUGUGGGCGCCCGACUUCUACGUGGUCACCUACACGGGGGACAAGGAGAGCCGCUCCGUGAUCCGGGAGAACGAGUUUUCUUUCGAGGACAACGCCAUUCGGAGCGGAAAGAAGGUGUUCCGCAUGAAGAAAGAAGUGCAGAUCAAAUUCCACGUCCUGCUCACCUCCUACGAGCUCAUCACCAUCGACCAGGCCAUCCUGGGCUCCAUCGAGUGGGCCUGCCUUGUGGUGGACGAGGCCCACCGGCUCAAGAACAACCAGUCCAAGUUCUUCAGGGUCUUGAACAGCUACAAGAUCGAUUACAAGCUGCUGCUGACGGGGACCCCGCUUCAGAACAACCUGGAGGAGCUUUUCCACCUCCUCAACUUCCUGACUCCAGAGAGGUUCAACAAUCUGGAGGGCUUCCUGGAGGAGUUUGCCGAUAUCUCCAAGGAAGACCAGAUCAAAAAGCUCCAUGACCUGCUGGGGCCGCACAUGCUGAGGCGGCUCAAGGCCGAUGUGUUCAAGAACAUGCCGGCCAAGACCGAGCUGAUCGUUCGCGUGGAGCUGAGCCAGAUGCAGAAGAAGUACUACAAGUUCAUCCUCACGCGGAACUUCGAGGCACUGAACUCCAAGGGGGGAGGGAACCAGGUGUCGCUGCUCAACAUCAUGAUGGACCUGAAGAAGUGUUGCAACCACCCCUACCUCUUCCCCGUGGCUGCCGUGGAGGCCCCCGUCUUGCCCAAUGGCUCCUAUGACGGCAGCUCCCUGGUCAAGUCCUCGGGCAAGCUCAUGCUGCUACAGAAGAUGCUCAAGAAACUGAGGGAUGAAGGGCACCGCGUGCUCAUUUUCUCCCAGAUGACGAAGAUGUUGGACCUUCUGGAGGACUUCCUGGAGUAUGAGGGCUACAAGUAUGAGCGGAUUGAUGGUGGCAUCACUGGGGGCCUCCGACAAGAGGCGAUCGACAGAUUCAACGCCCCCGGGGCCCAGCAGUUCUGCUUCCUCCUCUCGACCCGGGCGGGUGGCCUGGGCAUCAACCUGGCUACAGCAGACACGGUCAUCAUCUACGACUCAGACUGGAAUCCGCACAAUGACAUCCAGGCCUUCAGCCGCGCCCACCGCAUCGGACAGAACAAGAAGGUAAUGAUCUACCGCUUUGUGACUCGGGCCUCGGUGGAGGAGCGCAUCACGCAGGUGGCCAAGCGCAAGAUGAUGCUCACCCACCUGGUGGUGCGGCCUGGCCUCGGUUCCAAGUCUGGCUCCAUGACCAAGCAGGAGCUGGACGACAUCCUCAAGUUCGGCACCGAGGAGCUCUUCAAGGACGACGUGGAGGGCAUGAUGUCUCAGGGCCAGAGGCCUGUCACGCCCAUCCCGGAUGUCCAGUCCUCUAAAGGGGGAGCCCUGGCUGCCAGCGCCAAGAAAAAGCAUGGCAGUACCCCGCCAGGCGACAACAAGGACGUGGAGGACAGCAGUGUGAUCCACUAUGACGAUGCGGCCAUCUCCAAGCUGCUGGACAGAAACCAGGACGCCACGGACGACACGGAGCUGCAGAACAUGAACGAAUACCUGAGCUCCUUCAAGGUGGCGCAGUACGUGGUGCGCGAGGAGGAUGGCGUGGAGGAGGUGGAGCGGGAGAUCAUCAAGCAGGAGGAGAACGUGGACCCCGACUACUGGGAGAAGCUGCUUCGGCACCACUACGAGCAGCAGCAGGAGGACCUGGCCCGCAAUCUGGGCAAGGGCAAGCGCAUCCGCAAGCAGGUCAACUACAACGACGCCUCCCAGGAGGACCAGGAGUGGCAGGACGAGCUCUCGGAUAACCAGUCUGAAUAUUCCAUCGGCUCCGAGGACGAGGACGAGGACUUUGAGGAAAGGCCAGAAGGGCAGAGUGGACGGCGACAAUCCAGGAGGCAGCUGAAAAGCGACAGGGACAAGCCCCUGCCACCUCUUCUCGCCCGUGUGGGUGGCAAUAUCGAGGUGCUGGGCUUCAAUGCCCGGCAGCGGAAGGCCUUUCUGAACGCCAUCAUGCGCUGGGGCAUGCCCCCCCAGGACGCCUUCAACUCCCACUGGCUGGUGCGGGACCUUCGAGGGAAGAGCGAGAAGGAGUUUAGAGCCUAUGUGUCCCUCUUCAUGCGGCACCUGUGUGAGCCGGGGGCUGACGGUGCAGAGACCUUCGCGGACGGCGUGCCCCGUGAGGGCCUCUCGAGGCAGCACGUGCUUACCCGCAUCGGGGUCAUGUCACUGGUUAGGAAGAAGGUUCAGGAGUUUGAACACGUUAACGGGAAGUACAGCACCCCGGACUUGAUCCCCGAGGGGCCCGAGGGCAAGAAGCCAAGCGAAGUCAUCUCCUCGGACCCCAACACGCCAGUGCCCGCCAGCCCUGCCCACCUCCUGCCGGCCCCACUGGGCCUGCCAGACAAAAUGGAAGCCCAGCUGGGCUACAUGGAUGAGAAGGAGCUGGGGGUGCAGAAGCCAAAGAAGCCCCCAGAAAUCCAGGCCCUGCCAACUGCCCUGGACAGAGUGGAGGGCGAGGACAAGCAUGAGAACUCAGAUGGCCAGGAGCGACUGGAGGACACAGAGAAGGCCCCGCUGUCCCCAGAGCAGCCGCCAAAAGAAGAAGUGCUUCCUGAGAAGGAGAAAAUUCUGGACAAGCUGGAGCUAAGCUUGAUUCACAGCAGAGGGGAUGGCAACGAUUUCAGGCCAGAUGACACCAAAGUGGAGGAGAAGGAGCCCAUUGAAACACAGCAAAAUGGUGACAAAGAGGAAGAUGAGGAGGGGAAGAAGGAGGACAAGAAUGGGAAGUUCAAAUUCAUGUUCAACAUUGCAGAUGGGGGCUUCACAGAGCUGCACACGUUGUGGCAGAAUGAGGAACGUGCUGCUGUGUCCUCGGGGAAAAUCUACGACAUCUGGCACCGGCGUCAUGACUACUGGCUGCUGGCGGGCAUCGUGACGCACGGCUACGCCCGCUGGCAGGACAUCCAGAAUGACCCGAGGUACAUGAUCCUCAACGAGCCCUUCAAGUCUGAGAUCCACAAGGGCAACUAUCUGGAGAUGAAGAACAAGUUCCUGGCCCGCAGGUUCAAGCUGCUGGAGCAGGCCCUGGUCAUCGAGGAGCAGCUCCGGAGGGCCGCGUACCUUAACAUGACCCAGGACCCCAACCACCCAGCCAUGGCCCUCAACGCCCGCCUGGCCGAGGUGGAGUGCCUUGCUGAGAGCCACCAGCACCUGUCCAAGGAGUCCCUUGCCGGGAACAAGCCAGCCAAUGCUGUCCUGCACAAGGUCCUGAACCAGCUGGAGGAGCUGCUGAGUGAUAUGAAGGCGGACGUGACGCGCCUGCCCUCCAUGCUGUCGCGCAUCCCCCCCGUGGCUGCCCGUCUCCAGAUGUCAGAGCGCAGCAUCCUGAGCCGCCUGACCAACCGAGCUGGUGACCCCACCACUCAACAGGGCGCUUUCGGCAACUCCCAGAUGUACAACAACAACUUUGGGCCCAACUUCCGGGGCCCUGGACCGGGAGGGAUUGUCAACUACAACCAGAUGCCCCUGGGGCCCUAUGUGACCGAUAUCUAGCUGUCCCCGCGAUGUCCCUCUGUUGCAGUGCUCAUUUCCAGCUGAGCCACGCCUGCCGGGCCACCUGCCCGACCGCCACAAGAGAGAAAAGCUACCGCCUUUUUAGGAGCCGUGCCACCUUGGGACAGAAAGGGAAACUGAGUAAUGCCAUCACAUGGGGGACGAGGCCCAGCCUGGCUGGGCCAGAGCCCAGAAGUGCCACCUCAUCAUAAUGCAAGUGUCCCACCCAGCGUCACACCCACCCAACACUGGGACGUGCCCCGUGGCGGUCUUUGCCGGACAACUUCUUAGAAGAGAUUUCAUUUAUUUGUACAUCUUUUGCACUUUCCUAUUGAAGACUUGAAAAGUUUGUCUUGAUAAAAGUUGAGUGACGCGUGGAGGGGGUCUGACCUGCUACACUUAACGUCUCUCUCUGUCAACGGGCUCCAGACUGCAAGGGAAGAUUCUAGAAGCCCUGCUGUUGCCCCAUGGACUCGGUCCGCCUGGGCAGCCCUCAUUGUGCUCCCGCCCACCCCAUCCCGUCCAUACUGCCCGACCACCCGUGUCCUGGCCCCCUGCUCCCUGGGGCUCUCCAGUGCUGGGUGGGUCAGGACUGGGGAGCAGCUGCCCAGCCCGAGGGUGGAGACCUCGGCUGAUGCCCAGGGCAGGGGGUUAUUCCACCCCCUUCCUCCCAGGGCUGGAGACCACCAGGUAUGUGCUAUCUGUGUGGGGGAGGGGGCCGGUCAGCAGGCGUCUGGCCCUGGCCCAGAGUGGCUUGCGGGCCCCGGACUCUUAUCUGAGCAAGGCAGGCCUAGCAUGUGCUCCUGGGAGGGAGGGGAAGAGCCUCCUAGAGCUUUUUUCUUGGCCUAUGUGGGAAGGGGCUUGCUCUCUGCCGGGAUGUGGUUAGCAUCCUAGCGGGGAAGGUCACAGUGGCACUGAGGGUGGCCCAGGAGACCCCGGUCCUGCCCUGUGCCCUGGGAGGCCCAUCACACCCACCUCCAGGUAAACUCUCCCUGUUCGGUGUCAUGGCCACAGAUGCAAGGAAACAGGGCCACCCCUUGGAGACUGGGCUUCUCCCUGCCGUCCUGUCCCCAGAGAGGCCUCAAUGUGGUCACUUGCCGCUGGGGCCUGUAUCACAGCCGCCCUUGCUGUGUUAUCAGAUGGCCUGGGGAAAGAAAGCUCUGCUUGGAGACCGGGGACUGGACGCGAUGACCCUCGAGCACCCCGGGCUUCCUGCCGGGAACACCCCCUGUCUCCUGCGAGGGCCCCAGCGGACGGGGAGGAGCAGCCAGGCCGGGCCUGUCUGUGUCUGAUGCUUCCUCUGCGCUCGCUCGGCCUGGAAGGAGGUUUCCCAGCCGUGGGUGGGUGGCUUCCUGGGGAAGUGCCCUGGGUGUAGAAUCCAGGAUGGGGCUAGGAUUUGGGGGCUUGUCUUGGGGCCUCUUGGGCAGCCAGCCAGCCCUUACAGGGUCCCAGGACUCAGGUGUCCUCUGUAAGUGGCUCUCUGUGCACCCCGGGAGGGCUGGGCCCCAAAGCCUCUCCCAUCUUGGUGUCCCCUCGCUUCAGCGUCUCUGAAAGCCCCCAAGGCUGAUGCAGCGCAAGCACCGAGGUGGGGGCAGCGGGGAGCAUCCGGAAGGUGGCCCGCCGGCUUCCAGGACACGUGCGCAGCAGCACUGGCCUCGCCUUCUGGGGAGGGCAGGGUCAUCCCUGUCCGCUGUGGUUCCUCCAGUGCCACGUGCACGUGCUUGUGUCUUGUGGUCAGUGCCUCCUGCAAAGGCUCCUGGCUUGGGCCACGGGCGAGGUGAGCACCCCUCCCCCACAAGCCCUGUGAUGCUCCCCUCCCAGACCUCUGGUCGGCCCUGUGGCUGGCCUCACUGGAACAGUGCUGACCUUCCCUGGCCGCAGUGGAUGGGCCCGGAGUGUCCAGCCGGGAGGCACACGGGGGCGGGGCAGGGGUCUGCAUCUCUAAUGUCUGGCCCCAAAGGCUGGUGGUCCCCCCUGCUGUCAGCCCUUCCUCCCCAGGAAGCCUCCCUCUGUGCCCCCCAUCUUGGCCUCCAUCCCAGACCUCCCCCUUGCCCUCGUCCCCGGGCCAGAGCCAGGCACCCACAGAUGGCCAGAUCCGGGAAGGGCUCAGCUCUCCGCAACCAGCGCCCCCUAGAGGCCCGGGAUCGGGGGCUUUGGACAGUUGGGGAGUGGCUGUCUGGUCAGCUGGUUUGGGAGAGGAAAAUGGAUCUCAGACUGUUUUCUUCUUAGUUUAUCAGUUCUCUCCAGCCAAGAGUGGUGGCGAGCGGGUGCGGUGUCCCCUGUCUUUGGCAUCUUCCGGCUGGGUUUGGUUUUUGCUGCUGGCAGAAUGAGGGUCUUUGUGUACAAGCAGAAUCCUAGAGUGCCAGCCCGCAUUUUUGUUUCCAGCCACCCUAUUAUUUAAACCAGUGCUGAGUAGGCUUUCUGUCAAACCACCUUUGGGCCACGGGGGCUCCCAGGUGAUGAGGGGAGCUUGGGCUGGACUGACCACGUCCGGAAGGGCCCCCCUCACCACCCCCCCCCCCCCCGCACAUGCCUGCCCCGGGAAGUGUGUCCCAUGUGAGGAGACCCUCCCUGUAAGCCACCUUUGGGAGUUCCUUUGUUUUCUCCAACUUAUGACCAAGGUCCUGCUGAUACCCACAAGGGGUGCAGGUGCCUGCCCUCCUGCUCUCUGGGGGAUCCUUCCCAGGGUCCUCUGGGGCCUCCCCAGCCAAGAUUGUGGCUGGAUGAGCCUUGCCCCAGUGACACGGUGGCUCUUGCUCUCGUGUCAGGUCCCGGAGCUCUUGAGGGCUUGGUGGGGGGGGGGGGGGGGUUCACGUGAGGGUUGGCUCAGGGACAGGAGCGCCUCCAAGCUUGGGGCGGGAGUGGGGGACUUGGCCGAGAGGCGGGGGUCAGGUCAUGGCCUGGCCAUGGCCUCGGGUCCCCCCCAACACCUGCGGCUAUUCUGUGCCCACUACCACCUCCGUCGAGGAAGCUGGCUCCUGCCCCAUUUUCUCUUUCUGGAAGUUUACAGGUCGUGGUGCAUCAGCCCAAAGUCAUUGGCGUUGUGUUUUGGGUUUUUUUCUUAGUUUUCAGAUUUUUUUUAAACAAAGUAUUUUUUUAGGUGCGAUAACCCAGAAAGGGCCCGUUGGGUGUGUGUGUAUGUCCUGAACCCCUGACGUGGACAGGGGGGCCCCAGCCCCCCUCGGCUCCUGUGUGCGGAGAUGGGGGGGGGUCCUGCUCCCUGUGUGUUGGAGCCAUGAGGGUAUGAUGGAGCAGUUCCCCGCGCAGGCUGGCAUCUGGCCCAGCUAAGGGGGCCGGGCCCCUUGCCCUGGGUACACCCCCAGGCCAGCAAAGGAGCCUGGGUGAGUUGGGAGGGUCCCAGCCAGGGGGCUGGAGCUGGAAGCUGAGCCCCCGUGAGUGGCGACCCGUCCCGUCCCUGGCAGGACACGGGAGAGGCUGGACAGAGCCUGCAGCCGACACAAUCCCCUUUACUUUGUACUCUUAUCCACAUCUGA